AUGGCUCCCGCUGCUCUUCACGACGCUGCGGCCAUCAAGUCCGAGAACUCGAAGGCCCUCAAGGCCCUCGAGGAGCUCAUGGGCAAGUUGACCGUCUCCAAGGAGCAGGACCAGAUCAACGCUGCCGCUCAGUCUAUCGCCACCUUCAUCAACGGCGACAUUGAGGAGGCUGACGCUCCCACCAAGGCCGUCGAACUGCUCACCAAGCAGCUCGCCAGCAAGAAGGAUGCCGUUGCCCGUGAGCGCGCGCUUGACGCCAUCCGUGCCAUUGCGCAGCACUCCCACGUCUCCGCCUCGGUCGAGCCCUACCUUGUCGAGCUCCUCCCCGCCGUCCUCGCCGCUGUCGGCGACAAGAUGAGCGCCGUCAAGGUUGCUGCUCAGACCACCGCUGAGUCGAUUGUCGCUGCCGCCAACCCCAACGCCGUCAAGGCCAUCAUCCCACACAUCAUCAAGUCCCUCGAGACCGCACAAAAGUGGCCCGAGAAGAUGGCCGACCUGAAGUGCAUUGAGGUCCUCACCAAGAGCGCCCCUGCACAGAUGGCCUUCCGUGUCCCAGACCUGAUUCCCGUCAUCUCUGGUGCCAUGUGGGACACCAAGCCCGAGGUCAAGAAGGCUGCCUACGCCACCAUGGAGACUCUCUGCUCCUUGAUCUCCAACAAGGAUAUUGAGCGCUUCAUUCCCGAGCUUAUCAAGUGUAUCGCCAAGCCUGAGAACGUCCCCGAGACCGUUCACUUGCUCGGUGCCACCACCUUCGUCACUGAUGUCCACGAGCCCACCCUCGCCAUCAUGGUGCCCCUGCUCGAGCGUGGUCUCGUCGAGCGCGAGACUGCCAUCAAGCGUAAGACUGCUGUCAUUAUCGACAACAUGUGCAAGCUUGUCGAGGACCCCCAGAUUGUCGCUGCUUUCUUGCCCAAGCUGAUGCCUGCGCUCGAGAAGAACCACGACAACUUGGCUGACCCCGAGGCCCGUGAGAAGACUCGCCAGGGUCUCGACACCUUGAUCCGUGUUGGUCACGUUGAGAACGGCAAGAUCCCCGAGCUGUCCAAGGACGGUGACGUUGCCACCAUUGCUGGCAAGCUCAAGGACGUCCUGCCCUCCAAGUACAAGCUCGACGACCGCUUCACCCCCGUCGUCAACUACAUUGGUGCCAUUGGUGGUCAGCUCAUCGACGAGAAGGACUACGAGGGCCUCAACUGGCAGGCCAAUGCCGGUCCCUUCGUCGCCGUCCUUGUUGGCGAUGAGGAGGCCAAGGACAUCACCGAGAACCUCCGCAAGCGCGCUCUGCCCGCUGCCCUGCAGGAGGAGGUCGCUGAGCCUGAUGAGGAGGAGGGCGAGGAUCUGUGCAACUGCACAUUCAACUUGGCCUACGGUGCUAAGAUCCUGCUCAACCAGACACAUCUCCGCCUGAAGCGUGGUCAGCGUUACGGUCUCCUCGGACCCAACGGUUCCGGAAAGACCACCCUCAUGCGCGCUAUCAACAACGAGCAGGUUGAGGGUUUCCCCAAGCAGAACGAAGUCAAGACUGUCUACGUUGAGCACGAUCUUGACUCAGCCGAUACUGAGCAGACCGUCAUUGCCUGGACCUUGAAGAAGCUUGCAGACGUCGGUAUCACCAAGCCCGAAGAGGAGGUCAAGAGCACCCUCAACGAGUUCGGUUUCACCAACGACAUGUACAACGGUCCCAUCACCGCUCUGUCCGGUGGCUGGAAGAUGAAGCUCGCUCUUGCGCGUGCUGUGUUCGAGGAGCCCGACAUUCUGCUUCUUGACGAGCCCACCAACCAUUUGGACGUCAAGAACGUCAAGUGGCUCGAGGACUACCUGACCAACUCCCCUUGCACAUCCAUUGUCAUCUCCCACGACAGCAAGUUCUUGAACAACAUCAUCCAGCACGUCAUCCACUACGAGCGCUUCAAGCUCAAGCGUUACCGCGGUAACCUAGACGAGUUCGUCAAGCGUGUGCCUUCUGCCAAGUCAUACCACGAGCUCAGCGCCUCCGACAUGGAGUUCAAGUUCCCCGAGCCCGGUUUCCUUGAGGGUGUCAAGACCAAGGCUAAGGCCAUUCUCCGUGCUACCAACAUGAGCUUCCAGUACGAGGGUACCUCUAAGCCCCAGAUUGCCGACAUUACCUUCCAGUGCUCGCUCGGCUCUCGUAUCGCUGUCAUUGGACCCAACGGUGCUGGCAAGUCCACCCUUGUCAACGUCCUGACUGGUGAGCUUGUCCCCACCUCUGGUGAGAUUUACCACCACGAGAACAUCCGUAUUGCGUACAUCAAACAGCACGCUUUCGCCCAUAUCGAUCACCACCUCGACUCUACUCCUUCCGAGUACAUCCAGUGGCGUUUCCAGACUGGUGAGGACCGUGAGACCAUGGACCGUGCCAACAAGAUCGUCACCGAGGAGGACGAGAAGGCCAUGGACAAGAUCUACAAGAUCGAGGGUACCCAGCGUCGUGUCAUUGGUAUCAACUCCCGAAGGAAGUUCAAGAACUCCUACGAGUACGAGUGUUCAUUCGCUCUCGGAGACAACGUCGGCAUGAAGAACGAGAAGUGGACUCCCAUGAUGACUGCAGACAACGCCUGGAUUCCUCGUUCCGAGAUCAUGGCAUCCCACGCCAAGAUGGUCGCCGAGGUUGACCAGAAGGAGGCUCUCGCCUCUGGUCAGUUCCGUCCUUUGGUCCGUAAGGAGAUUGAGGCCCACUGCGCGCAGUUCGGUCUCGAUGCCGAGCUUGUCUCCCACUCACGUAUGCGCGGUCUGUCCGGUGGACAGCGUGUCAAGGUCGUUCUCGCCGCCUGCUCAUGGCAGCGUCCUCACUUGAUCGUUCUUGACGAGCCUACCAACUACCUCGACCGUGACUCUCUCGGUGCCCUUUCCAAGGCCAUCAAGUCCUUCGAGGGUGGUGUCAUCAUCAUCACUCACUCGGCUGAGUUCACCAAGGACUUGACUGAGGAAGUCUGGGCCGUCAUGGACGGUCGCAUGACACCUUCCGGCCACAACUGGGUGCAGGGUCAGGGUUCUGGCCCUCGUUUCAGCGCCAAGGAGGGUGAGGAGGAGGAGAAGUUCGACGCCAUGGGUAAUAAAAUCGCCAGCCAAGAGAAGAAGAAGAAGCUCACGUCGAGCGAGAUGCGCAAGAAGAAGAAGGACCGCAUGGCCCGCCGCAAGCGUGGCGAGGAGGUCUUCUCCGACGAGGACGACUAAGCGUAUCGCCCCCGACAAAAGUAGUCUUUCUUUCCUGGUUGCGAUGUUCACGGAUGCGAUAGAGGGUUGCAUUUCACGGCUUGAGACGCUUAGCCUACGACAGUAAUGUGUGAUGCGUUGCGAGUGGUCAUGGGUCGGCGUCUGGAUAUCCACAAAAUUAUGCAUGGUUUUGUUACGACAGCUACAGCUUGCAGGUUCGUUAUCUGUCAAGAAGAUAGAAAUAGAUCUUGAUAAACAGUUCAAA
Parastagonospora nodorum SN15 is the source of this 3439-nucleotide messenger RNA. RefSeq lists its product as hypothetical. The transcript is spliced from 3 exons. The record is from RefSeq and is a predicted model, not a curated record. NCBI's taxonomy places the organism in Eukaryota, Fungi, Ascomycota, Dothideomycetes, Pleosporales, Phaeosphaeriaceae. The coding region runs from base 1 to 3195 and encodes 1064 amino acids. Gene Ontology annotation, molecular function: ATP hydrolysis activity; ATP binding; translation elongation factor activity.